Molecule: messenger RNA, 285 nt
Organism: Racocetra persica
Lineage: Eukaryota; Fungi; Glomeromycota; Glomeromycetes; Diversisporales; Gigasporaceae
Source: the annotation of a GenBank genome assembly
AUGCCCUGCUAUGCAGAUACCAUCAUUAAAGUUAAACAUGUUAAACAAAGUGGAAAAGAAGACGCGAAAAUGCUUUCAGUAUGGGCCAUCAGAACAUAUCCAACAGGACGUGAAGAUAAUGAGAUUGAAGUAAUCUUAUUUAUACCUAUUAAUCCUAAUGAUCGGGAUUCUAAAUCUCAAGCAAUUUUUAAAAGAGAUGAACCUAAAGUACUUAAUAAAAAUACUGGGAACCAUCUCACCUUAUUUCCUAAUCAACGUUAUUCACAUGCGCUUUUCAUGUACUAA